Molecule: messenger RNA, 1804 nt
Organism: Cannabis sativa
Lineage: Eukaryota; Viridiplantae; Streptophyta; Magnoliopsida; Rosales; Cannabaceae
Product: GDSL esterase/lipase LTL1
Exons: 5
Coding region: 286-1374 (362 amino acids)
Molecular function (GO): hydrolase activity, acting on ester bonds
Source: RefSeq, a predicted model, not a curated record
AGUAGCAGCUCAAUUAUAAAGUAGGAGAAUAAAGCACACAUGGGAUAUUGGGGAUAUAGAGAGACAUAGAGACACAGAUAUAAUAUUAUAUACUAGCUGUACCUUAAUUGAAACACUUUUUUUUCUGUGGGGCCUUAAUAAUUCUAAUUGGCCAGUUCUCCAAAACCCCUAACUAUUUAAGACCCUCUUUCUACACCAAUUAGCACACACACCAUAUUCCCUCAAGUCAAGCAAUUCUUCUAUCUCACUCUGAGUAGUUAGUACUACUCACUCUUAUUGGCUAUUAUGGCUUCCUUAGUUGUAGUCAUGGUGUUAUUGGGAGCCUUCAUUGGUCAUCAUCAGGCCACAGAGGCAGCUCGAGCAUUUUUUGUGUUCGGUGACUCUCUUGUUGACAAUGGCAACAACAAUUAUCUGGCCACUACAGCCAGAGCUGAUGCUCCUCCUUAUGGUGUGGACUACCCUACUCAUCGCCCCACUGGCCGUUUCUCUAAUGGCUUCAACAUUCCUGACUUUAUCAGCCUGAAAAUUGGUUCAGAACCAACAUUGCCUUACUUGAGUCCAGAGCUCACUGGUGAAAAGCUACUUGUUGGUGCAAACUUCGCCUCAGCUGGUAUUGGAGUCCUAAACGACACUGGCGUUCAGUUUAUAAACAUAAUCAGAAUGUACAGACAAUUCCAGUACUUCCAGCAAUACCAGCAAAGAGUUGCUGCCCUUAUAGGAGAAGAACAGGCUAAGCAACUGGUUAACCAAGCACUUGUUCUAAUCACAGUUGGUGGCAAUGAUUUUGUCAACAACUAUUACUUAGUCCCUUUUUCUGCUAGAUCUCGCCAAUAUGCUCUACCCGAUUAUGUCACAUAUGUCAUCUCUGAGUACAGAAAACUUCUUUUGCAACUGUAUGAUCUUGGAGCCAGGAGGGUUUUGGUGACUGGGACUGGACCACUAGGCUGUGUUCCAGCAGAAUUAGCCCUGAGAAGUAGUAACGGCCAAUGCUCGGCUGAGCUUCAAAGAGCAGCUGGGUUGUUCAAUCCCCAACUCAUUGAGAUGAUUAAGGGACUCAACAGUGAACUUGGUGCUGAUAUCUUUAUUGCUGUCAACACACAACAAACUCAUUAUAAUUUUAUCACUAACCCUCAAGCAUUUGGAUUUGUGACAUCAAAGGUGGCUUGUUGUGGACAAGGACCUUAUAAUGGGCUAGGGCUUUGCACGGCUGCCUCUAACUUGUGCCCAAACAGAGACAUUUAUGCGUUUUGGGAUGCAUUUCAUCCAUCUGAGAGGGCCAAUAAAAUGAUUGUUGACCAGAUUCAUACUGGCUCUACUGAAUACAUGUAUCCCAUGAAUCUUAGCACUAUUAUGGCUUUGGAUUCAAGGGUUUGAUCAUCUUCAAUUUUCAAGAUCAAACUCUCUCUCUCUCUCUCUCUCUCUCCCUAUUAUUAUUUUACUAGCUACUUUAAUUUCAUAUAUUUAAUAUAUUAUUGAUCACUAUAUUUCGAUCGAUUAUGCAUGAGAGAUCACUUUGUUUGGACUCUAGCUAGCUACUACUUUUAAUAUAUAUAUAUUAGUACGUACGUUGUGCAUGCCAUAGUUUUGAGAGAAAACUAUUACUAAUGCUUGUGAUAUUCAUAUCAUAUAUAUUUACCGAAAUUUGAGGGUUAAUAUAUGAUAUAUAGUUUGGGAUGAUCAAAAUGUACGUAGAUCUAGUGUGUGUGUGUCCAUUAGUAUUAUUAUUAUUUUGUAAUUUGGUUGAUGAAAAAAGUUUGAUCCAUCAACCAAUCUUUAAUAUUAUUAUUAAUUAUUAUUAUUACCA